UCGCGUCAGUCGUUUUCCGGGCCCAGUCGACGCGUCGGGCGUUGCGAGUCUCGUUCAGGAACGCGUUCGCGUCGCGGAACAGGAGAAAGGAGGAUAAAAAGAGAGAGAUAGAGGAGGAGGAACGCGUCGCUCCGGCGAGCGCUCCGUUCCGAUUUUUCUUCCUCCUCGUCCGAAUACUCCGAAUCUCAGUGCGCAUUUUCGUGUCUCCUUCCUUUUCGCGCCCCCGCAUUCGUCCAUCGGGGGAAAAACCCGCGAAGCGAGUUUUUUGAGGGUAGGUCGAUCGAUCGAUCGAUUGAUCGAUCGCUCGCUCGCUCUCGAGGAGAAAAAGUGCGAUCCCGCCUGUCUCUCCCGUGGGAGAAGAGACUCCGACCGGCGGCGCGGCGCGGCGAUUCCCUAACCGAUUCGGCGCGUUGCUCCUGUGCGCAGCUUUAGGGCCCGAGGCGGCCACGCAGGCAGGCCCGAAACGAAAAUCCGAGGGCGGUGGUUAGUUGCUGCACCGACGGCGAACGGCCACGACAUCGGGGGUUGGCGACGGCAACGGCGUUUCACCGUGGGACUCUCGACGUUGCACCACGAGCGGAAGAUUAAACGAAAAUGGCGGUGUUUGGUUUGGUCUCGGCGGUCGCCGGCUUCGUCAAGGUGCGAUAUCUGAUCGACAAGGCCAUUAUCGACAACAUGAUCUUCAGAAUGCAUUACAGGAUCACAUCGGCCAUUCUCUUCCUCUGCUGCAUCAUCGUCACUGCCAAUAACUUGAUAGGCGAUCCCAUCAACUGCCUGUCGGAAUUGCCCUCCGGCCAUGUGAUCAACACGUAUUGCUGGAUCACGUACACGUUCACGCUGCCCGCGAACAGCGCGAAGCCCGUGGGUAGCCACGUGGCCCAUCCGGGUCUGGGUGGCGAUUACGAGGAGAAGAGGUACCACUCGUACUACCAGUGGGUGCCGUUCAUGCUGUUCUUCCAGGGCGUGCUCUUCUACAUGCCGCACUGGAUGUGGAAGCAGUGGGAGGAGGGUAAGAUCAGGAUGAUAUCCGAGGGCAUGAGGGGCGCCAUGGUCGAGACUAAGCAGGAGCGGCAGUCGAAGACCGAAAGACUGGUCCAGUACCUCAUGGAGACCAUGCACCUGCAUAAUAGCUACGCUGCCGGAUAUUUCUUCUGCGAGAUCCUCAAUUUUGUCAAUACCGUCGGCAACAUAUUCUUCGUGGACACCUUCCUGGGCGGCGCUUUUCUUACCUACGGCACGGAUGUGCUGAGAUUCAGCAACAUGAAUCAAGAGCAACGUACCGACCCGAUGAUCGAGGUGUUCCCGCGCGUGACCAAAUGCACCUUCCACAAAUUUGGUGCCUCUGGUACAAUUCAGAAGUUGGACGCGCUCUGUAUUCUCGCGCUCAAUAUUCUCAACGAGAAAAUCUACAUUUUCCUGUGGUUCUGGUUCAUCAUAUUGGCGGUCUUUUCCGGCCUGGCGGUGCUGUACAGCAUGGCCAUAGUGUUGAUGCCCAGCACGCGCGAAACGAUCCUCAAGAAGCGCUUCAAGUUUGGCACACCAACUUCGGUUAACUUGCUCAUCCGAAAGACUCAGGUCGGCGACUUCCUGAUGCUUCACCUGCUGGGCCAGAACAUGAAUCUCAUGAUGUUCAACGAGAUGCUGGACGAAUUGUGCCGCCGCAUGCAAUUCGGUAGCGGUAGCGACGCGUCGCCGACGUCGGUGCCGUCGGCGCCCAGUACCCUCGAGAUGUCACCGAUAUAUCCGGAGAUCGAGAAAUAUGCCAAGGACACCGAGAUCUAAAUGCGAGAAGAGGCCUCGGCGACUCGGCCGUCAUCGCUUUCCUCCACUGCCCUUCUCCCCCUUUUACUUCUUCGUAUUGUGAUAAUAUCGAGGGCGGUUCUCAAUGCCGUCGUCUCGGUGCCAAUAAAGAGACAGGUUCGUGCCGCGCCGUCGAUUACCUUACCGCGAGCGCUUGUAAAACCGUACCGGACGUACGCUCCUCGACGUCUCCCUGCUGCCCAUCGGGGCUCAUGUUCAAUGCGGUCUUAUUAUCGUGACACUCGUAAAGCGUAAGCCCGAGCCGGCAUUAAAAAGCGUUGAUCCUUGUCUCCCGUCAACGAGGAGUUUCGCUCAUUACUGCGCGCUCGUUAAAACGCGAGACCAGUCCUUGACAUUUAUGUCCAACGAGACUUUCAAUCGGAGAUUUCUGAAUGGGGAGACCACUACGUGCCUUUGUGAAAUGCACGCUAAUCUUUAUUUUCUCUGUCUAAUCGUAUUUUUCAUUCAACAAGAUCAUUAUGCGAAUCAUCUCCGAUUGGUGCUUCAUUCAAAAGUUUCAUUAUAUUCGUUCGUGUAUAAAAUAAUACAUCAAUAAAUUAGUGCUAGCGCGCGAAUCACCUCGUCAGCUUCUUCGUUGAAACUUUUGUCAUUACGAGAUGUUCAUUUAACAUUGUUUGUUACAAUGCAAUUUUAAUAUCUGAGUUUGGAUUGGAGAAACAGCAUGAAAGCUAACCUUCGUCACCUCCUUCAGCCGUUACGAGAUUUUCAUGUGCCGUAAAAACAAAGUCGGGGGCGUGUAAGAUCGCACAAGCCAACGAGGCUUCUUGCCGAUUAUUUCUACGAGAGAUUUCCAUUAUGUUACUUAGUUUUUCUUUUCCUAGAGAUAUUUCCGCUUGAGCGGUGCAGUGCGGAUCGUAGCGAGAAUUACAUAACGAGCAUUGUGUUUCGACAUGUCGAAGACAAGUUGAUUGUCUUACACUGACUGCAGCGGCACGAACCGAACGUUAGAUUAUCAAAUAUAUAAACGUAGACGAUAACGCGCGAUGCUCUCGCAUCAUAAGACGUACGCACGUGUAACUGUUUACAAUCGUUAAGUCGCAACAAGUUUCCAAAUGUGAUAGAGUCAUACAUUCCCACUCGCCGUAAGAUCGAAUCAUUUUGAUUAUUAAUCGUCUGUUUCAUGUCAACAUGUCAAUGCCGAUUUAUUUUGCGGUAACUUGAGGAGAGUAACAGCCACACGUGAGACGCACGAAUUGAUAACGGUGCUCCUUGACUCCCGUUCAAGUCAUAAAUGCAACAUUCCUUUCACUACUGAGCAGAAAACAAACCAGACAUCGAAGUAUCGUGGAUAUAUACUACUGCAUUACUUUUGAUACUUGCUUUUGCGAUACGUAACAAGUGCUCCGCAGAUCGCUUAUAUUAAUUAGGGAGCGCGGCAAUAAUUUACUCGAAGUGACGUAGAACAUUCAUUAGCCCAUAUUAAUUGUGAUGAGGAAUAUAUCGAUGUAUGUACAUCAUAUUUUCUCAUCACAAUCGCAUAGAAAUUAAAAAAGACACAGGUGGAACAUGCUGCUCAACAACGAAUUCUCUAAUCCUUUAAACAAUUGUACGAAUAUAUUGUAUGUAUAUUAAGUAUAUAUGGACUUCCGAAGGUUUUCGUGCAAAAAGCGAUUUAUUUGACGCUUAAUGUCCGAACGAAUGCACGCGAAAUCUGCGAAUCGCAGAAUAUCGCGUGAUUAUUAACAACGAAGACGUAAAGAUAUCGCAAAUUAUUUUACAUCAUAGAUGCAAAGUAAUUACACUGCCUAUAGUAGCCUAAUGAAGAUAAAAUAGCAUGUCAAUAUUCUGAUAAGCAAAAGGAAUAGAAAAGAAGAAACGAACGUUCAUGCAUUCCAUGACUCGUUAUUUUUUUCCAUUUCUUUACAAGUAUUUUCACGCGACUGGCGCUAAGAUUGCACUGUAACGAGAAUUGAAGCAAGUAGUAUAAUUGAAAUUCGACUGAAAAAGAAAGCACUAUACAUACGAGCGAUCGUUGAUCGCAAUGUGUAGUCAACAUUUCGCGUUUAGUGUCUUCUUUUUCUUGCAGAUCGCUAUAGACGAUUUCCGCACAUCUUAAGAAGUGAAUCAAAACAAUGUUUGCGCGAACAUAAUAUUAGUUCCUGAACCGUGAAAAUUAAUUACGCCGAAAAAAAGGGAAAAAAUGAUUUAAAUUUAAAACACAACAUAAAGCAGAAAGAAGAUCUGUUAAGACGUAUAAAUAGAGUUUCUGUACAUGACUAUAUUUCGCGAUAUAUUAUAUCUUGCGAUACAUAAAAAUUGAUCUACGCGUGUGCGCUCGCGCGUUUUUAAUGAUAUAAUUAAGUACUUCAUUAACCUUAAUUGGGAUUACUUUAACAACUUGUUCACGAAGGAACGAUAUCGUCCCCGAAUAUUAUGCUGUCUCCUAAGUAGACUUUACUUUGCGCGAUGAAUUAUCACGUACGCGGUAAUCUUCCUUCCUGUUAAUAGAAACAAUAUAAACUUUCCCUCGAAUACAUUCCCCACGUCCUCGUCCGCGAAGAUGAUGUAUAAGCACCACCGACAAUAACAUUAUGUAUAAUGACAAUAAUAUAAUACGCUACGACCCUUUCCCUUUACGGUAUCCGUAACCCGUUAGAUUACUGAGAAUCGCGCUCUGAGUGAUAUCUUAAGAUAGAUCUUAAGAUAGUUUAAGAUGAACGAGAGAGAGGGAGAGAAAGAGAGAGAGAGCGAGAGAAAGAGAGAUCAAUUAUAGGUGUAAUAGGUGUAAUUGUUCGUAAUAGUUGUUCGUAAAAUAUGUGCCUUCUAUAUACACAUAUAUGUAUAUAGAAUACGAGACAAAAGAUUAUACAUUAGCGUAUUCUUUAGGAGGAGCGAAACGCUUCCCCUGAAACUCGCGUUUUGAUGAGAGGAAGACUGCCGACAUGUGCAACGUCGUUAUAGCGAUUAAUAUGAAAGAGAAUGACAGAGAAUAAAAGAAAUUCCUGCCAACA
This is a messenger RNA of Temnothorax curvispinosus, 4772 nucleotides long. It is a transcript of the gene Inx3, whose product is annotated as innexin inx3. Gene Ontology annotation, biological process: phototransduction. Gene Ontology annotation, molecular function: gap junction channel activity. Bases 595 to 1782 code for a protein of 395 amino acids. The record is from RefSeq and is a predicted model, not a curated record. Gene Ontology annotation, cellular component: plasma membrane; gap junction. The transcript is spliced from 5 exons. NCBI's taxonomy places the organism in Eukaryota, Metazoa, Arthropoda, Insecta, Hymenoptera, Formicidae.